AUGAGUGAGAACUCCAGACUUACUAUCAACAUGAGGGACAACUCGGAAUCCACGACAAUGGAAAGAAUAAACUAUGCAAUCAAGCUCACGAGCACCUUGAUCUCGGUGGUAAACGAGUUCCUAUGGGGGAUCAAUGAAGUUCCCGAUGGCCUGAGGAAUUUUUUAGAACAAUUUCAAUCGCUCGGCAAGGUUCUUUCCGGCUUCCGAAAUGAAUGUCCGGGGGAUCAAGAAUUCCGUUUAUUGGUAUUUCAGAAACUCAAUGUGCAGAACGGGCCCCUGGUCGAAUGCGUCGCUGAGCUAAACCAACUUCACUUGAGAAUCAAAUCCGAUAAGGGCGAAGAAGAAAGCCCAGCACGCCUAGGCUGGCUAUUGGAUGAGAAUCAGCUCUUGCAAUAUACCUUACGAAUCGAGAAGCACAAGAAUAUUCUUGCUUUGGCGUCACAGUUGAUGAAGGAUCAGUCGAAAUUGUCGGAGAUCAUGGCGGAAAGUUACAUACAGGAUACAAGUAGGGAAAAGGGAAAACCCCAAUCCGAACCACCUACCGAUAGCUCGAAUAUAGCCAGCGUUGAAAGCAUGAAGAGACGGAAAUCGGAUCUCGGAUGGCUCUUUCCUAGAGACUUUGAGAGCAGGUACCUGGGUAUUCAGGAGCGCAGGAUAAAGGGUACAGGAGAGUGGUUGCUGAAAUGCCCAAGCUUUAAAAACUGGACGAAUCGCAGUCCGGGCCACACCGUUCUCUGGGGUUGUGCAAAGCCUGGUGCUGGCAAAACCUUUAUCAGCUCGAAGGUUAUCGACCACGUCAAAUCUCAAGCGCCUAUAUACAACUCUGCUGUGGGCUAUUACUUCUUCGAUCGCAUGGAACAAGAUGAAGUUUCGCACAAGGAUAUUCUUUCUAGCUUGAUUGUGCAACUGGCUCUUCAGGCACGAUAUUUCUCGGUUGUAUCUCACACCCUCUCCUCAAGGCUUGGUGACUACCAGCAACCAAAACCCAGUCCAGAGAAGUUAUUUACCAAUCUCAUCGAAACAUCGAAGUCCUUCGAUCAAGUAUUCUUUGUCUUUGAUGGAGUGGACGAGUACAAUCAACAUGAGGAAUUUCUGCUUGAAUUUGUUCAAAAUCUGGCGGUGGUGAAAAUGAGUCUCUUCGUGACUAGUAAUUCACCACCGAUAAAUCUUCAUUCAUCUCUUCACGCGAUAGCGAGGAUAGAUCUGUCCGCAAGAGCAGAGGAUAUCAAAAUGUCUAUCGAAAAGUGGAUUGACAACUCCCAGCAAUUCCGGCUUCGUCUUGAAACAGGAAAGUGCCAGGAUAGGUUUAUUAGGGAGAUGACCACUUGUGCAAAUGGGAUGCUCUUAUCUGUUGAUCUUGGGAUGAGAGCCGUCAUCCAGCAACCAACGGUCAAAUGCAUUUUCAGCUUGAUCGAGCAACUUAAGUCUUUCGCAAGGGAAGAAGCACCGUUCUCUUCAUUCUAUGCCCAGUGCAUCGGCAACAUCCGCCGCCAAGACACUGCCUGUUCCAAGAUGGCGGUGAAGAUUCUUUCCUGGCUGGUAAAGGCCCAGCAGACCUUGACAGUCAAUGAACUGCGCGAAGCGAUUUCAGUCGAGCCCAAGAGCUACAAGCUGGAAGAUUCGGAUUUACCAGAUACAGUCACAAUGGUGAACAUCUGUGCUGGCCUAAUUACGAUCGACCAGAGCAGUGGAGUUGUUCGCCUUAUACAUGAUACCGCCCGACAAUAUCUUCUGAGAUGUUCCGUGAUCCCCUUGGAUUUUGAUUAUCAAAUGGCAAUGGCGUGCCUGACCUACCUCUCAUUCGACGUCUCCCCGGAUCGUUUUCCAUUCCAGCGAGUCCCAGAGCAAGAACGUCCGUUCUUCAAGUAUGCGGCGAGAAACUUGUCGUUUCAUAUCAAUCUCUGCGAUGAGUCUUUGACAACAAAGGCGUUUCUAAGGUUCAUCAAAAGCCCCCGCCAAGCCGCUUUGUAUCUGGAAACACACAGAGAUGAUUGGUGUUCCGAGAUGGACAACUCUCCGCUGGUGGUCGCUGCUCAGGUGGGCCAUCUAGCCGCAGUCCGUAUGCUCAUUGCAGCGAGAAAACAUGCUGUUCACAUCGGCGGGCCUCAUCGCACUGCGCUUCAUGAGGCAGUAAUAGGACACCACUACGAGACCGUCAAGCUACUUCUCCAGGAACUGCGCGAUGGGGGUCUUGCAGAAGAAUGGGACUUUGAGGGAGCCUCGGAGCGGGAUGAUAGUGGCAAAACGGUACUUCAUUGGGCUGCACGGAAAGGAUUUAAAGAUAUUGUUGAGCUUCUGGUGCGUGUGGAGAACAAAGUCAACAUCAUGGAUCAUGGCCUCGGCCAGCAGACCGCACUACAUGAGGCCGCGCGUGGAGGCCAUGAAGAGCUGGUAAAGAUGUUUCUGGAGAAAGGUAUACCGCUCUGGGAUAGAGAGGAGUGUGGGAGAACAGCCCUCCACGAAGCGGCAGGAGCGGGUCAUAUCGCAAUUGUGAAGCUAUUACUCAAAUACUCUGGUGCUUUACCGGCUGCAAAGCUAGAACCGUACUCGAGCCCAGUGACGAUUACUGAAAGAGGGCUUAACUGGGUGAACAGACGGGAUGCCCGUCUCAGGAAUGGUGUGUCGGCUCAAGAUAAGCAAUUCAGGACACCUCUGCACCUAGCGGCAUUGGGAUGCCACACAGAGAUUUUCCAGCUACUCUUGGGGGAAGGUGCGGAUGUAUCUGCAGAGGAUGCACUCGGCGAGUCGGUGCUCCACCAAGCAGCGCGUGGAGGAAGCAAACGCAUUGUAGAGUUACUUGUUCAAGUUGGUGCUGAUAUUGGAGCCACGAACCACGCGGGGGUGACGAUACUCCAUCGAGCGGCUACUCGGGGCUAUACAGACAUCGUGCAGAUCCUUCUGGACAAUGCGGUAGAUACCUCCCCGCGGAUAUCCGGCCGCACAGCGCUAAAACUGGCGAUAGAGGGAGGAUAUGAGGAGACGGCGCGUCUACUUCUCGAUAAUACCCCCGAAGGUCUUACUUCGGACGAAGUUAAUAGCAUGCUAAAUCUCGUUUCGGAACAUGGCUACGCUGAAGUAGUAAAGCUGCUUCUCGACUUGGGCGCAAAUGACAUCAAUGCGGCGCUCUACAAAGCAGCAACUGGAGGUCACCUGGAUACUGUCAAGCUACUUCUGGGCGCCGGUUCAGAUAUUUUCUCACGCCAUAGAGACAAUGAGACCGUGCUCCACACUGCAGCCUAUAAUGGCCAUGUCGAUAUUGUUAAGCUACUUCUUGAGAACGGUGCGGAUAUUCGUGCUCGGUCAUGUCGAAAUCAGACUCCACUGCACAUGGCUGCAAGCUGUCAUAAGCAUUGGGGUGACCACAAAGGAAAUAAAGAAAUUGUUCAACUUCUCCUUGAGGCCAGCGCAGAUGUUAAUGCAAAAAACACAAGUGGGGAGACAGCCCUCAUCCUAACAGCAAGGUUGGGGGCGUUAGAGGAUGUGCGACUUCUCAUUGUACAUGGCGCAGACGUCUUUGCCCAUGAUGCAAGCGGUCAAACAGCACUCCACAAUGCAGCGUAUGCGGGUAAGGCAGACAUUAUAAAGUUACUUCUUGAUCGUGGCGCCAGUAUAUCUGCACGAAACAGCCAGCAGAAAACGGCACUCUCGCUGGCGGCAGAAAGCUGCAGGGUCGGUAUUGUAAGGCAGCUUCUCGAGAGUGGGGCGGAUUUGACGGAAUCCGAUGCGAGUAACCGGACGCCCCUGCUUCUCGCGGCCGGCCGUUCGUAUGGCAGCGAGGUUGUUCGUUUACUUAUAGACAGCGGCGGAGAUAUCAACGAGAGGGAUGCGGAAGGCCGGACAGCAUACUUUGUAGCGGUAGAGGGCGGGUGCUCUAACGUUGUGGAAGUACUUCUUAAAAGUGGUGCAAGUAUAUCGCAAAGAGAUAAGGGAGGUAAAACGGCGUUAUUUGUUGCAAGCAGGGAAGGAGACGUCGAGGUUGUCCGAGUCCUUUUGGAAAAUGGCGCCGAUGUCUCAGAGACCAAUGCAGAUGGUGAAACGGCGCUAUUCAUGACAUGGAAAUGGGAGGUGUUUAACCUUCUGGUCGAAAAAGGCGCGGACAGGUAUCAUAGGAAUCGACACGGUAAAAUGGCGGACGUUCCCGAGAGAUUUGACGACGAUGAUGGAUAUUCACCACCAUGCUCUAUAUAUGGAUGGUAG
Messenger RNA from Morchella sextelata, 4197 nucleotides. RefSeq lists its product as uncharacterized. NCBI's taxonomy places the organism in Eukaryota, Fungi, Ascomycota, Pezizomycetes, Pezizales, Morchellaceae. Bases 1 to 4197 code for a protein of 1398 amino acids. Gene Ontology annotation, molecular function: protein binding. The transcript is spliced from 6 exons. The record is from RefSeq and is a predicted model, not a curated record.